Triticum urartu is the source of this 3446-nucleotide messenger RNA. Its product is annotated as glutamate receptor 3.1. NCBI's taxonomy places the organism in Eukaryota, Viridiplantae, Streptophyta, Magnoliopsida, Poales, Poaceae. Gene Ontology annotation, cellular component: membrane. Gene Ontology annotation, molecular function: ligand-gated monoatomic ion channel activity. The record is from RefSeq and is a predicted model, not a curated record.
GCAGCUGCCAUCGGAUGGGGCCCUUGCUUAGUCAGCCGACCUGACAAGCUUCUCGACAGAUAAUGACAUGGGGCACAGCAAGCAGCAGCCUGGCUCUAACAGGCUAGACAGUCGUUGGCAUCUCGGCUCUGGGGCGAUAUCUGGACAUAACUAGUCGAGCUGCGGUGAAUCGACUUCAGAGGCACCAAACCCCUGGUGGUGUCACAUUUGGUGACGCUUCACAAGCACCUCUUGUUCGCACGGCCUACCGGCGCUUCACACCCAUCUCGUGUCAUCUGAUUAGAAGCAACUGACGACCAAAGCUUCUUCAGGCCCAGCGCCUGUCCGUUGUUGAGCUGAAGCAUGGACGCCUAAAAACACCUCAGUAGUCUUCUAGACUCGCCAUGAAGUUCGCACUCCAUUUUUGGGGUCUUUUCUGUUGUCUGUAUGCACUAAGUAAGAAUAUCUAUGCAAGGCCCGAUACAGUGAGCGUUGGAGCUCUUUUCACAUUCAAUUCCACGAUAGGGAGAGCUGCCAAGAUUGCCAUUUCUGCUGCUGUCAAUGAGAUCAACACCGAUUCAAGCAUCCUUCCAGGCACAAACCUGGUUGUCGAGAUGCAAGAUUCCAAUUGCAGUGGCUUCGUUGGCAUUGUGCAAGCAUUGCAAUUCAUGGAGAAAGAUACAGUUGCAAUCAUCGGCCCACAAUCUUCUGUCAUCGCGCAUGUUAUUUCUCAUGUUGCAAAUGAACUUCAAGUGCCUAUGCUGUCCUUCGGUGCAACUGAUCCAACUCUCACGUCACUUCAGUUUCCUUUCUUGGUGAGGACAACCCGUAGUGAUCAUUUUCAAAUGGCUGCUGUUGCUGACUUAGUCGACUACUAUGGGUGGAAGCAAGUGACAGCUAUAUAUAUCGAUGAUGAUUAUGGAAGAAACGGCAUGGCCUCUUUAGGUGAUGAACUUGUCAAGAGGCGGGCUAAGAUCUCGUUUAAAGCUGCAGUUAGGCCAGGAGCAAAAAAGAGUGAAAUGGCUAGUGCGCUAGUCAGGGUUGCAUUGAUGGAAUCUCGAGUGGUAGUUCUGCAUGCAAAUCCUGACUCUGGGCUUGCACUUCUCUCGCUGGCACGCAAUCUCGGCAUGACAUCAAGCGGGUAUGUGUGGAUUGCAACAGAUUGGCUCAGUUCAUUCCUGGAUUCAUCGCCACGUCUCGACAUCGGAUUACUGAGCACAAUGCAGGGUUUUCUCACAUUACGCCAGCACACAGAAAAUACAAGAAGGAAGAGUAUGCUAGCUUCAAAAUGGAGUGCACUGGUGAAGAAAGAUACUGUUGACGACAAGUUCUUGAUUAAUUCGUAUGGCUUUUAUGCGUAUGAUUCUGUCUGGAUCCUUGCUUAUGCGCUGGAUGCAUAUUUCAGUAGAGGUGGAAACAUUUCUUUCUCAAAUGACACCAAGCUACAUGAAGUUGGGGCAGGGGGUCUGCAAUUGAAAGCUAUGACUGUCUUUGAUGGGGGGAGGCUGUUACUAGAAAGAAUCCAGCAAGUGAAUUUCACGGGUGCAACUGGCCCUGUAAAAUUUGAUACAGAUGGUAAUCUUAUCCGUCCUGCGUACGACAUCGUUAACAUAGUAGGAUCUGGUCUGCGGACAGUUGGUUACUGGUCCAACUAUUCUGGCCUGUCCACCUCGUUGCCUGAGACUCUUUACAUGAAACCAGCAAAACGUGUUAGGGGAGAUCAGAAACUCCACACUGUGAUAUGGCCAGGUGAGACUACAGUAAGGCCACGUGGAUGGGUGUUUCCCAACAAUGGAAUUGAGCUGAAAAUUGGAGUUCCCAAUAGGGCAAGUUACCGUCAAUUUGUGUCAGUUGACAAUAACAGCGGAACGGUGCGUGGUUUCUGUAUUGAUGUGUUUGUUGCUGCAGCCAACUUGUUACAGUAUCCAGUUCCAUUUAAGUUUGUUCCGUUUGGGGAUGGUAGUCAGAAUCCAAGCUAUCCAGACCUUAUCAACAAUAUUCUAACGAAUGACUUCGAUGCUGUGGUAGGUGAUAUAGCUAUCGUCACAAAUCGGACAAGGGUUGUUGACUUCACUCAGCCAUACGUUGAAUCGGGGCUUGUGGUACUUACCUCUGUUAAGAAGCAAAGCUCGAGUGGAUGGGCCUUUUUGCAGCCAUUCACCAUCAAAAUGUGGUGCAUCACAGGGCUGUUCUUUCUUGUCAUAGGAACGGUGAUUUGGCUGCUUGAGCACAGAAUCAAUGAUGAGUUCCGCGGGCCUCCAGCGAAACAGGUUAUCACUGUAUUCUGGUUCAGUUUCUCAACUCUGUUCUUCGCGCACAGAGAGGACACGAGAAGCACCCUCGGCCGCUUCGUGAUCAUCAUAUGGCUCUUCGUGGUUCUGAUCAUCCAGUCCAGCUACACUGCCAGCUUGACCUCCAUACUCACCGUGCAGCAGCUCAUAUCUCCAAUCACAGGGAUCGAUAGCUUGGUCGCCAGCGACGAGCCCAUCGGGUUUCAAGUCGGCUCCUUUGCGGAAAGUUACCUCGUGAACGAGCUCGGUGUCUCGAGACACAGGCUUAAAUCCCUCGGUACUCCGGACGAGUAUAAGCAAGCGCUUGAGCUUGGCCCUGCCAAUGGAGGCGUCGCUGGCAUCGUUGACGAGCGUCCCUAUGUUGAGAUCUUCUUGCUCCUGCAUCCCAAAUUCGCAGUCGUGGGCUCGGAGUUCACCAAAAGUGGCUGGGGCUUCGUGAGUUUUUAUUUCUUUCCACCUGGUGAAAGCGUUCCCGAGGGACUCGCCGCUGGCGGUGGACCUGUCGACGUCCAUCCUGGAGCUGUCGGAGAACGGCGACCUCCAGCGGAUCCACGACAAGUGGCUGGCGAACGACGUGGCGGGGUCCAUGUCGCAGAACAACGAGCUGGAGUCGGACCGGCUGCAGGUGUACAGCUUCUCAGGGCUGUUCCUCAUCUGUGGCGUGGCGUGCCUCAUCGCCCUCGCCAUACACGCCGGCAUCCUCUUCCACAAGUACUGUGAGCAACGGCGGCAGGUGUCGGCCGACGGCAGCUCCCGCUCCAGCCGCAGCAGUUUCCGCGCGUUCCUGUCGUUCGCCGACCGACGGGAGAUGGACGCCCAUAUAGCGUCCAAGGACAAGGCGGCCGGAGACCACUCCAUUAGCGCGGCGUCGAGUAGCAGCGUCAGCACUGCCACGUCGUGCUAGAGGGAGGGGCGGACGGACGGCUGCCGGUUAGCUUUCAACGUAGCAAGUGCGACAUAUAGCAGUAACCCCCCAACGUAAGUACUGUACUACUUAAUUAGCGCUGUGCUGCAAAUGUUCUCUCGUGCUGCAGAAUUGUAGAGAUGCGUAAGCUGUUGUGCACAUGGAGCAACUUGAGUACACGUUCCCGAGGAACUUGCUCUUGUAACUUCUGCUGCGUCCUGGCGCUUCCUACGUCGCUGAUAUAGCUAUUUGCUUUUGGUUUGUGUCUUGUA